Pezoporus flaviventris is the source of this 1096-nucleotide messenger RNA. RefSeq names its product plasmolipin (gene PLLP). Gene Ontology annotation, molecular function: structural constituent of myelin sheath. Gene Ontology annotation, biological process: myelination. The record is from RefSeq and is a predicted model, not a curated record. Bases 53 to 565 code for a protein of 170 amino acids. Gene Ontology annotation, cellular component: membrane. Lineage: Eukaryota; Metazoa; Chordata; Aves; Psittaciformes; Psittacidae. The transcript has 4 exons.
CCCGGGGAGGGGCGGAGGAGCCCCGGGGCCGCGCGCAGCCAGUGCCAGCGGCAUGGCAGGGCUGUCCCGCAGCGGGUUCCCGCGAGUCACCGCCCUGCCAGCCCUGGACGGCGCCUUCGUGCUCUCGCCGCUCGGGGGGCUGAUGUGCGCACAGGCCGUGCUGGGCUUACUGGUGUGGACUCUCAUCGCUGACACGACUUAUUACCUCCACGCUGCCUACAGCUGGGUGAUGUUUGUGUCCAUCUUCUUCUGGAUAGUAACAGUCCUUUUCUUCAUGACUUACCUUCUACAGCUUCAGCUCAAGUUCUACGUGGUCCCCUGGUCCCUCGUGCUGAUGAUCUUCAACGCUGUGGCAACUGUCCUAUACAUCACCGCCUUCAUAACGUGCGCGGCUGUGGUUCAGCCAACAUCCUGGCGGCAGUGGGAUUACAACCGAAGAGCUGCGGCAUCUUUCUUCGCCUGCCUCACCAUGGUUGCCUAUGGAGCAAGUACCUUCUUCAGCUUCCGUGCCUGGAAAGGGCUUGGCAGCAAUGCAGCCACCAGCCAAGUGACUGACCACGCAUAAGGAGGACAGCAAAGCCCAGCCACAGGCCACUCUGGCUUGUGCCAGGCUUGGAGCUUCACAUGCCAGCAGGUCUUGCUCUUGGAGCAGCGAUGGUCAGUACCGGGUCACGUGGAUGCUGCUCUGUGGUCUCUGAUGAUGCUUCCUGCUGAUGCACCCAUAGCAGAAACUCACUGGUGCUGUCACCGACAGCCUUGCUGGGAAAGCAUGGACUUGCUGGAGGCUGAAGCUCCUGCUUGUCCUUUGAGUUCAUCCUCACUGGAGCAGCUCCAUGGAGGGGUCAUUCCCAUACUAAAAUUCACUAAAUCAAGCUCUGGUUCCAGAUACAGUGUAAGUGAUUACAAUUAAUGUGGUACAUAAACAGUGGCAGAGCUGGAAGAUGAAGCCUAAGCAAAGGAAGCAGUGUGAACUGUUCUUGUAUUGAUUUCUAACAAUUUGAAGCACAAAUUAUAUAUAAAUCUUUAACAAAGAAAUCUGCUAAAUAAAAAAAAAUCUUUAAAAUCUACUUAAAUAAUAAAUAUCUUUAAAUAAAAA